CUCUCCGUGCCGUUUGACCCUCGCUGUAAAUCCUUCUCCCUCUCACUGAGGAGUCUAAAACCCAUUGAAGCUCCCUUUGUCUUCAACGUCUACUUUUCCCUCUCUCUCUCUCUCUCUCUCUCUCUCUAAACCCUUUGAACCUUCUUUGACCGGAGGCUGAGACCCUCGAGUCUGUUUGUGCUUGCGUUCAAGACCGAGUGCUUGCAUUCUCGAUCGAGUGCUUCCUCGAUGGUCUCUAUUUAUUUCGAUUUCAGUUGUUACAUACAUUUCUGAAUCGAGAUCUCGCGCUCAAAACUCUGGUUCUUUGUCUGUAUAUAGUGCUUGGAUUCCAUGAUCGUUGAAGCUCUCUUGCAGAUCUGAAGCUAAAAUCCUUCUCAAGCAUUUAAUUCGGAAGUUCCAGAAGUCCUAACCCUAAAAUGCCGUUGGAUUUGAAAAUGCACUUUUCGCGCAGUGCUCCUGUUGUAUUCCUGUAGCAGUGAGGCGACAGGAUUGGUGCGGUUGAAGGAGACAGAGCAAUAGCACCCUAAUUUCGCGGUUCUUUCGUUUAGUGACAGUUGCUCUUCCAGAGACAGAUGUACUUCUGUGUUCUACAAACAGGGUUGGAAUAAAUGAAGCUCCCAGUGGAAGUUGCUCUUGCUUGUCUCAUUAGCUUACUUGGGAUUCAGCUUAGUCUUUGUGAUGUACUUUCUGAUACAUCCAACAUAAAUAAAUGGACAUGCACAUGUUCUUCUGCUAAUCAAGGCAGCCAGAAUUAUAUUCUUGCAGGGAACUGUUCUACAUCAUGUGAUUGCAGUCCAGCUGGAGGAGGAUCAACUGGAGAUAGAUGGACAUGUAUCUGUGCUGCUGAUGGAUUUCCUAAAGUAGCAUCGGACAGUAGUCAUACCAGCUGCUUUACAGCCUGCAAUUGUACUUCUGGAUCUCCCAAUGAAGAUGCACCUGCUCGAAGGAAGCAUAUUUCCAGUAAAGUUGUUGUGAUCAUUCUGUUACUAUGUGUUGUACUCACAACUUUUGCAUUUCUUGCUUCGGUGUUAUGUUAUGUCUAUCGAAAGGAAAAGUGCCCUAUCCAACCACCAGUAUUCUCAUCAGACAAAGAAACAAGUUGCAAUAGUGCUACCAACUUAAUAAGCCAUAAAAUUAAUUCAGUGCCAGAAUCCAGAGUUGAUAUUGGGUCCCCUAUCAAUUCUUUAACAGGGUGCUUUCACAAGGCUUCUUCCUUAUUUAGGAGCAAAACAGGAACCAUACACGAGACAAUUGUCCAAUUUUCUUACUAUGAAUUGGAAAAUGCUACCAAUAAGUUCUCCAAUUCUAAUUUAAUAGGAGUUGGUGGAAGCAGCUAUGUUUAUUGUGGUCAGCUCAAGGAUGGAAAAACUGUGGCAGUUAAGCGACUGAAAACCAAAGGGGGCCCAGAUGCUGACCUUGUUUUCCUAACAGAGAUUGAACUCUUAUCCAGACUUCAUCAUUGUCAUGUGGUGCCUUUGCUUGGCUACUGCUCAGAAUCCCAAGGAAAGCAUGCUCAGAGAUUGUUAGUGUUUGAGUACAUGCUCAAUGGUAAUCUGAGAGAUUGUUUGGAUGGGGACUCAGGAAAAAACAUGGACUGGGCCACUCGUGUUUCGAUUGCUCUCGGAGCAGCCAGAGGCUUAGAAUAUCUUCAUGAAGCAGCUGCUCCAAGAAUUUUGCAUAGAGACGUUAAAUCUACAAACAUUCUUCUGGAUGAGAAUUGGAGAGCCAAAAUAACUGAUCUUGGUAUGGCUAAACGCUUGAGAGCUGAUGGCCUUCCUAGCUGUUCCAAUUCUCCAGCAAGAAUGCAGGGCACCUUUGGCUAUUUUGCACCGGAAUAUGCCAUUGUGGGGAGAGCCUCCCCUAUGUCAGAUGUUUUUAGUUUUGGGGUGGUUCUUCUUGAGCUGAUCAGUGGGCGGAAACCCAUCCACAAAUCUACCAACAAAGGAGAAGAAAGCCUUGUCAUAUGGGCUACCCCUCGGUUACAGGAUAGUGGGCGAGUGAUGUCAGAGUUACCUGACCCACAUUUAAAAGGGAAUUUCCCAGAAGAAGAAAUGCAGAUAAUGGCUUUCUUAGCAAAGGAGUGCCUAUUGUUGGAUCCUGAUGCUCGACCAACCAUGAGUGAGAUUGUUCAAAUCCUUUCAACGAUUGCACCAGAUAAAUCUAGGAGGAGAAAUAUUCCAGUCAAUUUUUUUCAGAGGUUGAGCCCUCAUAGCAUGAAAAGUGAAGCACACAUGUUGAUACCUGACAAAAAAUCUGAGAGUCCUGUUGAUGUGGAGCUCAGGCGAGCAGGGACCAAUAAAUGGACAGAUCGUUGUUCAUUACCAUUGGAUAUUGACCGCACUCUCUGUAUUGGAGACAGUCAGACUAAAGCAGUAAGUGUUUCUGCUGAGUAUAUAGAGAGAUUGAUCAUCAUGACUUCAAAUGCUAGGAGCUGGCGUGGUCCAGCUGAUGAAACUGUGGACUUAACAGAACCCCGGUUUGAAUCCUUCUGCAUGGCAAAUGGUAGAUCACCUUGACAACAACAAAUGCCUGAAUGCCAAGGGGCAAAACUGAUGUAUCAAGUCCAAGCAGGUCAGUGAGGACAAUGUAUAGUGAUGGUGCAAGUUUGAUUUAGUUACUUUCUCCCAUGUUGCCCAAUGACUUAGAAGAAACAAAGCAAGCAGGUCAGUGAGGACUUGUCCUUUUGAGUUCUUCCUAUUCCCCUAAAAAAUAAGGUCAUUGGGGCUUUUUUGUUAGAACUGUUCGAUUUUUAAUUUUUAGUAUUCAUGUUUUCUUUCAAUAUUUUGUGCAAGAAAUACAGAAAAUUUAACUUGUAUUUUAUUUAGGGAUAUACCCCUGCCAUAUGGGGGGGAGCACAUAAGAUAUUCAGCCUCUUACAGAAAAGAAGAAAUUGCACAAUGAUUGCCAAUUUGUGACUCAGGUAGUGUCGCAUGAAUCAAGUGUUGUCACCGAAAAUUUUUAUGUA
Molecule: messenger RNA, 2965 nt
Organism: Vitis riparia (riverbank grape)
Lineage: Eukaryota; Viridiplantae; Streptophyta; Magnoliopsida; Vitales; Vitaceae
Product: receptor-like serine/threonine-protein kinase NCRK
Exons: 10
Coding region: 609-2516 (635 amino acids)
Biological process (GO): protein phosphorylation
Molecular function (GO): ATP binding; protein kinase activity
Source: RefSeq, a predicted model, not a curated record